AUGGACAUUGGUCAAGUAUCUACGGUGGAGCUGCUACUCUUCACGGACGCAAGCUUCGCGAACGAUCCUGUAGAUCGCAAAAUCAUUAGCGGCAACCACUCAGACAAGGCAGUCACGCUUGUCUCGGAUGGGUUUUACCAGCUUUCGCAUGUGCAGACGUACAUCAUUCCUGCAUAG
Messenger RNA from Phytophthora nicotianae INRA-310, 177 nucleotides. RefSeq lists its product as hypothetical. Lineage: Eukaryota; Oomycota; Peronosporomycetes; Peronosporales; Peronosporaceae. The transcript is spliced from 2 exons. The record is from RefSeq and is a predicted model, not a curated record. Bases 1 to 177 code for a protein of 58 amino acids.